AUGAUAAACCUGCAAGUGCACCAGCUGCGGAGCCCCAGCGAAACGGACCACUGCGAGUGCGGCAACCUGCUGCGCGAAAAGAGCCUCGAAUUUGUCCUAAUCAAAAAUAAAAACCUGAGCAUAUACACAUACCAAAGGAGAAGGAAAAGAAACUAUCUCAUAUACGAGACGAAGCUGAACGCACCAGUAGUGAAGCUCGUCAUCUUGAAGGGUGUCUUUCUCCGCAAAAAUAAGCAGCGAAUUAGUGGUGUUCUUCUCGUCUAUAAGGGUCUUCAUUUCGUCCUCUACAGAUUUAAUCGUCACUUAAAUACCCUCCUUGUUGUCUUAAAACACAGCUUUGUGAAGAAGGCGAAAUUUCAGCCUCUCUUUUAUUCCCUACCCAUUGCCGUUAACUACGUGCACAGGUAUGACAAGGGGGGAGGAAGCGCCGCGGGGAGGACAAUCCGCAUCGGCGGAAGGAAACCCGUUACGGGCAUCACCAGGAGAAGGAGAAUCAGACUGGCCUCCAAACGGUUAAAAGGGUGUAUCCGGGGAUUGCACCCAGGACUACGCCAAGGAGGGGGACGCCCCGAGGAAGAAGUAACCUCGAAAAAGUGGAACGAAAAAGGACGAAGGGGGAAAGCGACACCCGUUGGACACCCCAGUGAGGCCACAAAAUGGGGAGCAAACUCACAAAACGGUGUUGACGAUGAAUUUUAUGCAAACCUCUCCGGUGAGAGGGGGAGAGGUGCCAACUUGGAAGAGCAUUUUUGGCUAGAUCGAUUCGUUCCAGAGGACAUAGACAUUUGGAGUGAGAAGCAGCAGGACUCCCUUCAGCAGCUCUCCCAUCGGAACCCCCUCCGAAUUAUCCCAAACGGACAGACCAGAACGAAUAAGCGAAAUUUGAACUUCUGCGAAUUUGCUGUUUCCUUCUCGAAUGACUUCAAAACGAUUUAUAUCUUUUUUUAUUCCUCGAGGAGAAGAGGAAAAAAUGGUCUUGACCCGACUUGUGCUGGAGAAAUCAGGACCACCUACUUUCGGAAGGACCUCUAUUUGUUUAACAUCGUGAAAGUUAGCCUGCAGGACGUCUAUCGACACUUCAUUUUUAUUAAAAAUAUUUUUUUCCAUGGCGGGAACAUGCACGUGUUGCUUCAGAACGAGCCGAUCAACGUGGGGCAUGCCACCGUGGAGGAACUCAGUCUGAAGCUGCUAAUCCUACGGCAGGAGGAGCACAAGUUUGACGCGAACAAGCUUACGAAGGGAUUCCCAAACGGUACGAUAGACCUCCUGCGGGUGAAGGAGCUGCUAAUAUGCCUCUGUCAGGACUAUGUGUGCAUACUGAAUAUGAGGAGAAAUCAGAAGGUGAUUUAUAUGUUUAAAAAAAGUUGCUAUACCAACGGGGUUUUUCAUCUGCAAAAGGGAGAAACGCUUUUUUAUGAUUGCACACAUUUUAAUGUCCACUUCAAAGAGAGUAGCAGUAACAUGUGCCACAGGAAGGGGAAGAUUUUUAUACUUACCCGGAAGUGCAUCCUGGAAGGAACCCUCUCCAGGGAUCACAACGACAUGGUGAAACUCCUCAAAUGGAGGAAGGUCCACACGUUUAAGUAUGACUUAGCCAAAUCUUCCGUUUGGUUUUUUCAAGGGAGGGUCCACUUCGUGUGCUGCUACAAUGGGAUAUGCGGCCGAGCCGACGUGGAUUUGCUCGUGAGGAGAGGCGGGGGAGGAAAAGAAGGCAGCCCCAUCAAAGGUGGGUUCGAAGGAGGAUCCUCGCGCAAGAGGAAGGCAGAGCUAGAAGCGAACCCAGGGAAACCAGCGAAGAGGGAGAAGUUGCAAAAAGGGGAGAAAGAGCAGAAAGAGGACAAAUGGGAGAACCAUGAUGGGGUACCUCCCAGCGGGGACGUGUCACUCGAUAUAGACGUCUUGGCUCCAAAUGGGGAUCCCGUAACUGCGCCUCUCCCUGUUGUAACGACACGUGGAGACCCGCCCCUAACCACCAGGAGGGUGCAACCGAACGAUAAUUUCCUAAUGGACCUCCUGAUCUAUCUAAACAGAAACCCAACGAUCAACGAAGACACCAAAGGACUCAACCACAGCAAAUACGAUUUCCUAUUUCAAAAAUAUAGAAAAAAGAUUAAAAUUCUGGAAGGCAAUUUUUCUUUGUUAAAUGCCCAAGGGGGAGUCGAGUAUUUCCCUUCCCUUUUCCUCCUCAGGGGAAGGAAAAAAAAGGGGAGAGAAAAAAUAGGAACAUCAAUCCCGCUAGGAGGUAUGACUAACAAGGAAGCAAUUACCCUAGUGGACAAAAUACCAUCCAAGGGAAUGCUAACCGAUCUGAUAAAAUCUAAUGAGGAACCCAGCUUAGUGAACAAAAGCAGCUACUUCGCCCUUAUAGGGAAUAAAAAACAUAGCCGUGUCGAGAAGAUCUUGUUCAGGGUUCCUUUUAGCACUCUGUUAAGUGUGUCCAUUGCGGGAGGGUCUGCAAGGGGUGUAUGUGCCACUGAGGGAGGAAGAGGGAAGCGAAGCUGUCACUAUAUUAUGAUUAACUUCGAGGGAGAGAAACCCGAGCGGGGUGAUGAAGGGGCAACUCAGAAUAAACGGAAAGAUCGGAGAAGCUACGAUAAGGAGAAGACUACCAGUCAGGGUGGAGGCAAUGCACUCAUAGGCAGAAGGAGCCUCCUCCUAUGCGUGGACAGCCUUAAUACAUGGAGAGAGAAAAAAGGGACCAUUACAAAGGGGACCAGCAAAAAGGGGACUCUUUCGAAUGAGAAGAAGGAACGACUAGUGGAUGAAGCAACAACUAGUGGGUUACACUCUUCCGACGGGGGGGAGAACCCAAGGGGAGCUCUACUAAGCGACCAUCGCGCCAGAGUUAUUUACACGCUAAGGGGAGACACACAGCAAGGGGAACCAUCUCACGAGGUGGAGUUCCCUCCAACGGGCACCGCCAAGGUGGAUACCUUCCGUGCCUUCUUCAGAUUCUACCCUUUUGUUCAUUACAGAAAUAGGGAUGUAAGGAGAUACCUCGAAGGGUUUUCCAAUGGUGGAACGGACCAUUUUCUUCACGGAGGAAACGAAUCGGAGGAGCUAUCUAGGGGGACGAGCAUCAAACGGGACAGAAAAUCCCAGACCAAAUCGAAGACCAAAUCGAAGACCAAAUCUGAUGGAAGGCGUACCUCUUCCCAGAGAAGUCACUUCCAAAUUCAAUUAAAACAAAAAUAUGUGCAGUUUUUCCUAACUGAGAGAAGAAAAAAUACACACUUAAGUAUGGAAGGGAAGUGCAUAGCUCUCUUAAGAUUUAAGUCUUUACUAGUGCAGGUCUGCCGCAAAGAGAUCAACGUGUCGCUUUAUGCCAACACAUGCAUGGUGCUUCGAAACGUACCUCUCAAAGAAGCAGUGGUGGAGUGUAAGAUGGUGAGGAAGUUUCUAAUUCUUCGGCACGAAAGCGGCAGCUGCUCUGUGUACGCUUUCCACGUGGACCAAGUGACAGACCUGUUGCUUCGGAUAGACCAAGUGACGUCGUUACUUAACAUGUGCCUUUUACGCUGUCUAGAUAUGGACACUGGGGAGGAGGAAAUUAACCUCCUCCGGUUUGCCACCUCCGUGAGGGAGCAGCAGCAGCAGGAAAGGAAGGAGGAGGACCACGAGGAUGACGCCGACCUGCUCUCCCUCUUUCGAACCAAAACGCCGCACACUUUUUGCAAGGUUGUAAACAGAAUGGGCGGCUCAGACGUAGGGGAAAUUCUCUCCCUGUAUACCCAGUUAGACAACGUCCGCUGUAUAUCCACGGUUAAGAAGAGAUCCCAGAGCUUCCUCUCCUUCCUGGAUGAUGCGAACUGCACCCUGCGCAUUUUCCACCUGGAGAAGAGGCGCACCCUCUUUGUCAGUAACCCUCUGUUAGCGGUACCCAAGUAUCUCUACAACGCGGAACGGAAAAAAGACGCAGAACAGGCAGGUCGGGAAAAACUCGCUCAAAUCACUCCAGAGGAGGGAGAGCUUCCCCCCGCGGAACCCCUCCUCGACACAUACAAACUGGAGGAGGUAAUAAAUGUUCUCCUCUUCCCACUGGGCCCCAAUUACGUCUUAAUCGUCUUCCUAACGGGGAGACCCAUAAUGAUAUACAAAAACGUUGGCCAAGUCAGAAGCAUAAAGAGGCUGAAAUUCCAGGUGGUAGCACACAGGUACACACAGCCUCUGCUCAGUAACGUUCAUUUUGUAAAAGACCCCAGGGGUGAAAAGAUAGAAGUUGUCACCGUUUCGCGCGACAAGGCAGAGGUAAAUAACGGUUUCGUCGUCUAUAUCGAUGGAAGGAGCAGAAGGAGGAAAGAAUCGGACAAUCUGACACUCCAAAUGAGGGAGAAAAAGAAGAAAAAAAAAUCAUCAAAAUGUAUAGUAGGUUAUCCCUAUGUGGAUAUCUCGAAGGUAGACCUAAGCCAUCUGAGUGGUACUCAGAAGGAGCAGCUGUACCAGAAGGUCCGGGCCUACAACGCUGUUUUUCCCCCCCUACUGUUGUCCAAUUGUAGGGGCAAGCUAUUUGUUCAUCGCUGCGGUGGGGAGGGCGAAGCGGCAAAGGAGAGCCGGGGCGCAGCAAAGGAGGCACAACCCAGGAGCAUCGUAAAAAUUGACCGGAAUGCCUUCCUCAGGGUUGACGCAACGAGCCUUCGCAUCGUUACCAUUGGGGAGGAAGAAAAAGUGUGUCCAACGGGUCCAGACCGAGAUGGCAGUAGAGAUCGAGAUGACAGCAGAGACCGAUCUAGCAGCAGAGACCGAUCUGGUCGCAGUGACCGAUCUGGCAGCAGAGAGCGGGCUGGCAGCAGAGACCGAUCUGGUCGCAGUGACCGCUCUGAUCGCCGUGACCCAACUCACAGGGAAUCCCAGUUAAAGCGUGACGUUGGGCGAACGCUAAGUGAGGCUUGUCCCCCCCUGAAGGUGACCUGCCACCACAGCAACGUCGACACGGUGCAAGUACACGACGACGUCUUCCUUGUAAGGAGCCCCCCUCCCAACAGACUCUCCUUCAACGAUGAUUUCAUCUCGAAGAUGUUUUUGUCCUACCCGUACGUCUGCAAAAUUGCCGUUUCGCAGUUUGAGUACGUGCUGAAGAGGGGGAAAGGACGCCAAGAAGGAGACGAAAAAGGGGGGCAAAAGGAGGGAGAACAUGAGGGCCAAAAAAAGGGCGAAAAGGAGAGCGAAAAAGAGGGCCAAAAAAAGGGGGCGAACAAACCAACCGCCACCACAGUCGACACGGGGGAGAAGGCGAAUCAGGCCGCUGCAGUCAACCAGCAGGGUAACCCACCCGUACGGAGAGGCACCCGCGGAAAGAUUAUCUGCGCCGUCGUUCGAAUCAAGUAUGACGAAUAUCACUGCCUGAAAAAACUACAGAAAAGGAGACUAAACCUGCAAAAGGAGGAACUCCGAAGUAACCUUGCCUAUGCAGGGGAGGAACAUAUGCAAUGCGUGCCAAAUGUACACCUCCAGGACAGCAUUAACAAUCAAUACACGCACAAGCUGAAGGGGUUCCUCUGCAGAGGCAGCGACGAAAACGGGAAUGACAACGAGGAAGAGGCAGCCACAAGGGACGACGAAGAGGUUAUGAGCCAGAACAACAAACUGAUUUGCUCUGCGAAAACGAAUGCAAAGUUCAGUAAGUUACUCCUCUUACACGAGGGUAGCAGAAAACGCGUCUAUGGAUACUACACCUUUGAGCAUAGCGAGGAAAUCCACUGUGUCUCGUUUGGCUGUCUCCAUGGGAAGGAGUAUAUUUACGUCAGCACCAGUUUGAACAUCGGCGAGCGGGUCGAGACGCAGGGCAACAUCUACGUAUUCGAUUUGAGCGGCGUGUUCGCGCGGGUGGGGGAGGAUCCCAUCAGGGGAGGAGAAGAGGAAGGACAAGAAGAAGCGAAAGAAGGAAAAGAAACAGAAAAGGAAGAAAAAGAAGCAACAGAAGCAGCGGCAGACGGAGAACACCGGGAAGAGGAAGAGAAAGACAAAUCCUCCCCCAGCGGGAAGAGCAAAAAAGGGAAGCUCUCCCUUUACAUGAAGAAGACGUAUAACAGCCCCGUGACGCAGAUCCACCCCCUCUACAUACACAGCGAGGGGUUCCUGAAUGGGCGCCUGGAUACUGCCCUCCAAAGCAUCAUCCUCAGUCAUGGCGGCGACAUGAAACAUUGUGGUAAGUACAGUGGGAGAAGCCAACACGGGGAACUACUCUCAGGAGAGGAGGAACUUUCCUAUUCGCCCAACGGGAACAUCAUCAUGUCAAGGAGAGCGAAGCAGAAAAGUAGAAAGGUCGACCCAAACGUACACUGCAACAUCCUUCAUUGCAUUAAUUCGAAGAUCUUUAUUCACGAAGUGAAUCAAAAUGACUUCACCAAAGGUGCCUUCCUCGACAAUAACUUCUUCAUCACUGACAUUAAGAUAGUAAAGAAUUUUUUCAUCGUAGCAGAUCUAUACAGAGGCAUAUACAUAAACAUGUACAAUUAUGAGGAACAAUACGAUAGUCGAAGUAUCAUCCCGAUAGCCAAACCGUUUUGUAGUUCCAAUCUGAACAUACUCUGUUGUCAGUACCUCGUUUUGGAUAGCCUCCUGUGUAUCCUUGCCAUGGAUGUCUUCAAUAACUUGCUCAUUUUCUCAUUCCGGAGCCAUCAGUCUGUCGAUACCUUGUACCUUUUUAGCAUCUUCAACUUCAGUAGAAGGAUCCUUAAAUAUGUGAAUGCUGUGCAUCCAGAUCGGCGAUCAAACUCAGCCUUGUCCAUUUCGAACGAUGGGUCUCUUCAUUUGUUUCACCCGCUUAGGAGUAACUCCUUUGUUUUCUUCAGAGAGACUUAUAACAUCGUUAGGAUGUCUCUCUUUCCCCACUUGGCCCUCAAUGCGCAUGCAGAUUUGAUCCCAGAUGUGUUUACCCAAUCGGCCAGACUGAACCUCCACAUGAAGAGAGACUCCUUCUCCAUCAAGAAUGUCCUCUUUGACGACAUGCUACGGUGA
This is a messenger RNA of Plasmodium inui San Antonio 1, 6957 nucleotides long. RefSeq lists its product as hypothetical. The coding region runs from base 1 to 6957 and encodes 2318 amino acids. Gene Ontology annotation, molecular function: nucleic acid binding; protein binding. Gene Ontology annotation, cellular component: nucleus. The record is from RefSeq and is a predicted model, not a curated record. NCBI's taxonomy places the organism in Eukaryota, Apicomplexa, Aconoidasida, Haemosporida, Plasmodiidae. The transcript is spliced from 2 exons.